AUGGUAACUGUGGAUAUGAGAGCAUCAAAAAGUGAUUAUAGGAAGGGAAUGGAAAAAAAAUAUAAUGAUCAUGGAGAAUGCACACCACUUUUGGAGCAAUCUACCAAUGACCACCAUGACUAUGAUGACAUAACUGUUCUAUUUAUUGUUGUUUCCCUUGUUUGCCUGGUGUUGGUAAACGGAAGAAUUUUUACUACUUUUUUGGGUCAUUUUUCCAAUAGCCUAGCACUAUAUGAAGCGAAAACUACUUUGUUUCUUAUGGCUGGCAUGGGUGUCUCUGGGGAACCAUUUGCCUAUCUGAAGAAAAAGGCUAUAUGGAACCAUUUUCUGAGAAAUUUUGAGUUGGAACUGGUCUCACCUUUUCCAGAAAUUGACGGGAAUGCCAUGGUUGUGGGGGUAAAAGGGGAGAUCAUGGUUCGGCAUGUACAGAGUCAUAUGCAAUAUGGCACCACCUUGGAAAAUGUGGUAGAUUCACCUCAAUUGACAAGCCUUUAA
Ilex paraguariensis (yerba mate) is the source of this 495-nucleotide messenger RNA. NCBI's taxonomy places the organism in Eukaryota, Viridiplantae, Streptophyta, Magnoliopsida, Aquifoliales, Aquifoliaceae. The record is from the annotation of a GenBank genome assembly.